Molecule: messenger RNA, 1105 nt
Organism: Procambarus clarkii (red swamp crayfish)
Lineage: Eukaryota; Metazoa; Arthropoda; Malacostraca; Decapoda; Cambaridae
Product: acyl-coenzyme A thioesterase 13
Molecular function (GO): fatty acyl-CoA hydrolase activity
Source: RefSeq, a predicted model, not a curated record
AGGCAGACCUGCAGGAAGGGAGACCGUCGCUCUGUUCCAUCCAGUCCAAGUGCUCCUGGCGGGUUUCCUCUCUCUCUCUCUCAAGGCCUUCGUGUUGGGCAACCAUCUUGUGCAACUUUCAGUGUUCCUCACGCUGGCCUGGGGCUGUGGUGGCCAUGUCUGCUCAUGGAUUCCACUGACUUUCUAACAAACAUCCCAUGGACUCUUAGGACGAUGACCAGUGUAGGCUCAGGGCCCUAAACACCACCGGUGUGAUGGUUGAUACUGAGACAAAAAUAGUCCAUGUGCGGUUAAAAGCUCAGUACCUCAAGUGUGGUUUCCCAGCAAGAUACUGGUCGAAUGUGAGGACUUGUUAACUAAUGGUGUCUGGCAGAUUGCAGGAAGAAACAGCCUAUCAACAAUAAUAAAGAACCAAGCUUAAGAAGUCUCAUUGCUAUAUUAGACCGCAUACUGUAUUAGAAACAAAGAAUACCAACUCGCAAUAUGGCAAGCUCAAAUGCAACAAAGAAGUUUCUUCAGCAAGUUUUGACUGCAGUGGCAGAAGGAGCGGGUUUUAACAAAAAUCUAUCCAAACUACGUAUUGUGUCUGGCGGAAUGGGAAAGUGCACAGCAGAAAUGAAGGUUGAACAAGAACAUACUAAUCGAGCUGGAAUUUUACAUGGAGGUCUCACAGCAACUUUAGUGGAUGCUGUAUCAACAAUGGCUUUGAUGACCACAGAACAAGCUCUUCCUGGGGUUUCAGUGGACAUCAAUGUAUCGUAUAUAAGUGCAGCUAAGACUGGGGAAGAAAUAAUUAUAAAUGCAGAAACUCUCCGAGUUGGAAGAAAUUUGGCAUUCCUGAAUGUUGACGUCAUAAAUAAAGAAUCUGGUGCUCUUAUUGCCAAGGGCAGUCACACAAAAUAUGUUGGAUAAGUUAUACUAAUACUGUACAGUAUUAACUUUCCUGCAUAUGCCAUUUUGUGAGAAAAACCCAUAAUAGAUAUUUUAUAAAUACAGUACAGUGUAAUUGUACAUUUAUGUAGACAUUAAUUUUGUAAAUAUUGUACAAUAUAUUUGAGUUGUUUAGGCCCCAUCUUUGACACUAAAUAUAUAUAUUGUAUUUGUU